CUUCCUGUCCGCCGCAGAAUGUGUGUUCAUACUUCCUGGUGACGUGUUUCCGGUGUCUACAGCAAUGGCGUUGGAAACCGUACCGAAAGAUUUGAGGCACCUGAGAGCAUGUUUACUGUGUUCGCUGGUGAAGACCAUUGACCAGUUUGAAUACGAUGGCUGUGACAACUGUGAUGCCUACCUACAGAUGAAAGGCAAUAGGGAGAUGGUAUACGAUUGUACAAGCUCCUCAUUUGAUGGGAUUGUUGCUAUGAUGAGCCCUGAUGACAGCUGGGUGUCCAAGUGGCAGCGAAUAACUAACUUCAAACCUGGGGUGUAUGCAGUAUCUGUCACAGGACGACUACCACAAGGUAUUGUACGUGAGCUGAAGAGCCGAGGCGUGGUUUACAAAUCCAGAGACACGGCCAUCAAGACGUGACAGCAAAAGAAGGGCUGGAGCAGAGAUUGGGUUGAUGUCGGUCUUCUCUUCCGUUGGUUUUGUUUUCCUGUUAUGUUACUGAAACUGUGGUUUCCCUGCAGUUGGGGGAGGGUUGUGCCACUGAGUGCACCACAUCUACAGGCACAUCAC
Bufo bufo (common toad) is the source of this 568-nucleotide messenger RNA. RefSeq names its product SPT4 homolog, DSIF elongation factor subunit (gene SUPT4H1). Gene Ontology annotation, molecular function: RNA polymerase II complex binding; zinc ion binding. The record is from RefSeq and is a predicted model, not a curated record. Gene Ontology annotation, biological process: chromatin organization; regulation of transcription elongation by RNA polymerase II; positive regulation of DNA-templated transcription, elongation. The transcript is spliced from 5 exons. Gene Ontology annotation, cellular component: nucleus; DSIF complex. Bases 65 to 418 code for a protein of 117 amino acids. Lineage: Eukaryota; Metazoa; Chordata; Amphibia; Anura; Bufonidae.